Molecule: messenger RNA, 3034 nt
Organism: Sorghum bicolor (sorghum)
Lineage: Eukaryota; Viridiplantae; Streptophyta; Magnoliopsida; Poales; Poaceae
Product: nitrate reductase [NADH] 3
Exons: 4
Coding region: 112-2883 (923 amino acids)
Biological process (GO): nitrate assimilation; nitric oxide biosynthetic process
Molecular function (GO): heme binding; nitrate reductase (NADPH) activity; molybdopterin cofactor binding
Source: RefSeq, a predicted model, not a curated record
ACGAGCACAAACGCUCUACACGACAGCAGGGAGUUCCCGCUCGGUCGCUCGCUGCUCCUCUCUCACCCAGCACAAGCAGCAAGGAGCAAGCACACCACCCGAUCGACCAUCAUGAGCACUUGUGUUGAGCCGCCAACGCACUUGGCCAACCUCGACCCGGGCGCCGCCGCGCAGCGUUUGCCGUACCCCGCUCUGCCGGGCGACGACGUCCUGCGCCGCUCAUCCGUGAGCGGCAGCAGCUUCGUCGACGUCGCUGCCCCCGUCUCGUCGGACGGCAAGAAGGCCGACGACGACGCAUCCUCCUCCGACGACGACGACGACGAACACCAGGAUGAUGAUCAUCAUCGACACGAGACGUACGGAUCGCACUACCUGCGCCGUCGUCUCGGCGUGGAGCCGUCGGUGCAGCACGACCCGCGCGACGAGGGCACCGCGGACGCGUGGGUGGAGCGCAGCGCGUCGCUGAUCCGCCUCACGGGGAAGCACCCGUUCAACGGCGAGCCGCCGCUGCGGCGUCUCAUGGAGCACGGCUUCGUCACCCCUGCGCCGCUGCACUACGUGCGCAACCACGGGCCCGUCCCGCGCGGGGACUGGGCGGCGUGGACCGUGGAGGUGGCCGGACUCGUCCGCCGCCCCGCGCGCCUCACCAUGGACGAGCUCGCCCGCGGCUUCCGGGCCCUGGAGCUCCCCGUCACGCUCGUCUGCUCCAGCAACCGCCGCAAGGAGCAGAACAUGGCGCGACAGACGCUGGGCUUCAACUGGGGCCCCGGCGCCGUGUCCACGUCCGUGUGGCGCGGCGCGCGCCUCCGCGACGUGCUGCGCCGGUGCGGCGGCGUCGUCGACGACGGCGACGGCGGCGCGCUCUACGUGUGCUUCGAGGGCGACGAGGACCUCCCCGGCGGCGGCGGAUCCAAGUACGGCACCAGCAUCACGCGCGAGCGGGCCUUGGACCCCACCAUGGACGUCAUGCUCGCGUACCAGCAGAACGGCGGGCCGCUGCUGCCCGACCAUGGCUUCCCCGUGCGCCUCAUCGUCCCCGGAUGCACGGCCGGACGCAUGGUCAAGUGGCUCCGCCGCAUCGUCGUCACCCGGGCUGAGUCCGACAACUACUACCAUUACCGGGACAACCGAUUCCUGCCGUCCCACGUCGACGCCAAGCUCGCCGACGCCCAAGGCUGGUGGUACAAGCCGGAGUAUGUGAUCAACGAGAUGAACACAAACUCGGUGAUCACAACGCCAGGGCACAAUGACUUCCUGCCCAUCAACGCCAUCACGACACAGCGCACCUACACCAUGAAAGGAUUCGCCUACUCUGGUGGUGGCAAGAAAGUGACGCGAGUUGAGGUGACGCUGGACGGCGGUCAGACAUGGCUCCUCUGCGUGCUGGACCACCCGGAGAAGCCCACCAAGUACGGCAGGUGCUGGUGCUGGUGCUUCUGGUCCAUCGACGUCGAGCUCGCCGACCUCCUCGCCUGCAAGGAGAUCGCCGUCCGCGCAUGGGACCAAUCGCUCAACACCCAGCCCGAGUUCCUCACCUGGAACCUCUUGGGAAUGAUGACCAACUGCUGGUUCAGGGUGAAGGUUAACGUGUGCCGGCCGAGCAACGGGGAGAUAGGGCUUGCGUUCGAGCACCCGGUGCAGCCCGGCAACCAGCCGGGCGGAUGGAUGGCGCAGCAGAAGCACAUCGAGUCCGCGGAGGCCGCCGGUGCGGCGUCGCCACCGGCGCUGCCACCACGCAGCACCUCCGCGGCGACGUCCACCACCAACACCGCCAGCAAUCAGUUCACCAUGUCCGAGGUGCGCAAGCACGCGUCCAAGGACUCGGCGUGGAUCGUCGUCCACGGCCACGUCUACGACUGCACGGAGUAUCUCAAGGACCACCCGGGCGGCGCCGACAGCAUCCUCAUCAACGCCGGCACCGACUGCACCGAGGAGUUCGACGCCAUCCACUCCGACAAGGCCAAGGACCUCCUCGGCGCGUACCGCAUCGGCGAUCUGCUCGUCACCGCCGCCGGCACCGAGCAGGCAUCUCAUUCUCACCUCGAGCACGCCCCCAUCGGUGGCCCAGCGCCGCCGGUCGUCGUCGCGCUCUCCAACCCGCGGGAAGAGAAGGUCCCGUGCCGGCUCGUCGCCAAGACGGUGCUGUCCCGCGACGUCCGCCUGUUCCGCUUCGCGCUGCCGUCGUCCGGCCAGGUGCUGGGCCUCCCGGUCGGCAAGCACAUCUUCGUGUGCGCCAGCAUCGACGGCAAGCUGUGCAUGCGGGCGUACACGCCGACGAGCUCCGUGGACGAGGUCGGCCACUUCGACCUCCUGGUGAAGGUGUACUUCAAGAACGAGAACCCCAAGUUCCCCGACGGCGGGCGGAUGACACAGUACCUGGACUCGCUUCCGAUCGGCGCCCGCGUCGACGUCAAGGGGCCUGUCGGCCACGUCGAGUACGCCGGCCGGGGAGGCUUGGUGAUCGACGGCGAGCCGCGCAGGGCGGGGCGCCUCGUCAUGGUCGCCGGCGGGAGCGGGAUCACGCCGAUCUACCAGGUGAUCCAGGCGGUGCUGCGCGACCAGCCGGAGGACCCGACGGAGAUGCACCUCGUGUACGCCAACCGGACGGAGGACGACAUCCUCCUGCGCGGCGAGCUGGACCGGUGGGCGGCCGAGUACCCAGACAGGCUCAAGGUGUGGUACGUCAUCAGCCAGGUGAAACGCCCGGAGGAGUGGAAGUACAGCGUCGGGGUGGUGACGGAGGCCAUUCUGCGGGAGCACGUGCCCGAGGGCGGCGACGGCACGCUGGCUCUCGUCUGCGGACCACCGCUAAUGAUCCAGUUCGCCGUAUCGCCGAACCUAGAGAAGAUGAAACACCAUGUCGAUUCUGUCAUCGUCUUCUAAGUUACAUAGCAUCUCCCAAUGUCGUUAGCUCCAGCAGAUAAAUUGGCUUCGUAUCUCCCUCAGCAGUGAAGGAAUGUGUGUGUCUGUUAUAAAAACAUUUCUCCUAUGUUCCAUUGCCUGAUUUUUAAGAUUAUUUUCGUGUCACAGCGAA